This is a messenger RNA of Trypanosoma theileri, 1953 nucleotides long. RefSeq lists its product as uncharacterized. Gene Ontology annotation, cellular component: precatalytic spliceosome. Gene Ontology annotation, biological process: mRNA splicing, via spliceosome. Lineage: Eukaryota; Euglenozoa; Kinetoplastea; Trypanosomatida; Trypanosomatidae. The coding region runs from base 1 to 1953 and encodes 650 amino acids. Gene Ontology annotation, molecular function: protein binding. The transcript has a single exon. The record is from RefSeq and is a predicted model, not a curated record.
AUGGCAGAAGGUGUUAUUCCACACGAGGAGGUACUUCAACACAUUUACGCUUUUCUACGUGCCUACGGUUAUAAGAAUUCACUUCUCGCUCUUCAGAAUGAAUCCCGUGUACCGUACAAUACAAUAGACAUUGUGGAAUCUAAUGAAGAGAGUCCAGAUCAGAAUACAGUAGUCUCUGUGAGUCCUGCUGGAUUGGAAUUAGCACUUCUUGAAGGUAAAUGGGAUGUUGUACUUGAAAAAUAUGUUGAUGGUCUUUUACUUCCAGAAGAGGUAAUGUUUGAUUUAUAUGAACAUAUCUUUGAAGAACUUUUAACUCUUCAUGGGUUUGUACAUGCGGCACGGGCAUUUUUUUCUAAUUCGCCUAUUUUUUCAACUAUGCGUCGUUCCUCAGCAGCACGUUAUGCUAGACUUCAACAACUACUAGACUCUCAUAAGAGUGAUACCGUAUUAGAUGGUAUGGGAAGUGGUAGAAAUGGACCUAUUCCUCCACAUAUAAAAGAAAAACGUGAAAUGUUACUUAAAGUUUUACAAGAGGCUAUUACGUGGAAUAGACAACCAUACAAUGGUAUUCUUCCAGCUGCCUUGUGGAGAUUGCAAAAUAUUAGUAGUUUUACGACUAGUGUUGGGGAUCAUUCUAAUGAUAAUAUAGUGCAGUCUUUAAAGCGAAAACGUACUGAUAAUAAUAAUAAUAAUAAUAAUAAUAAUAAUAAUAAUAAUAAUAAUAAUAAUAGUGGUAAUGAUAAUGAUAAUAAUGCUGAGGUAGAUACUGGUGUAAUCAUGCCUCGUCCUCCUUCUGCUUUAUUUCUACAUUAUCCACUUCAAUGCCCUAAAAAAAUUCGAGUAAAAAUAAGCUUUGCUGAUGCAGCAAUGCCUACUUCCUGUGCUGUUACUACUCUUCCUAUAGUAGAAUCUGAGUGUAAUAAGUAUACUGCCCUUAUUGUUGGUAGAACAGAUGGUGUGGUAGACUUUGUGAAUGGUGAUACCGGUCUCCCUGUUGGAAGUUCUGUUGGACAUACAGAUGGUGUGUUAAGUGUGGCCCUUGAUACGAUAAAAGAUGGAUUUGCCUGGGUGGCUGUGGGCUAUCGUGAUGGUUGGGUGAAGAUCUACAAUACAGAGACAAGAAAAUUAGUUCGUCGCUUUACACAAAUUCAUAAUAGUGGUGUAACUUCACUUGUCUUUGCGGGUGCACGAUGUCCUUCUCUCUCUGGACACCGAUCAUUAGUGGUAUCAGGUUCCUUUGAUGGGGCAAUUCAAUUACUAGACAUUCGUGAAGGAAAAUCAAGACGUCGUAUUAACGAUGCUCAUCAACUUAAAUAUGUACUUUCUCUUUGUUUAGUGCCGAAUAAAAUGGAAGGGGAAGAACUCAUUGUCUCUGCUGGAAAUAAUGGAACUCUUUGUUUUUGGUCUGUAUUAAAUGGUGAGUUAGAACAAGUUGGUCCAGCACGUACAUUACAUUCUAUUCAUACCUCAUUAAAAGAAGAAGUACCAACUCGACUCUUAUCGGUAAAUGACACCACUCCAUCAGAAGAGUUUGUUGUCUUUACACGUGGGAAGUCUGUGUUGGUGUUACGGGCACAUUAUACCGGAGAUUCGGCGGAACCUGUAGUGAUAUCUAUGUAUUGUACUAUUAUGGCUCCACGAAUACUUUUUGGUGGAUGUCUGCGAGUUAUUCAUACUCCUGCACUUGCCGUUCCGUUGCUCUCUGUUUUUCUAACGGAUCGUGAGGGAACUAUUCUCUUGUAUAAUAUAGAGAUGACAUGGCGAAGAGUAGAUGAAGGUAAUGUGCGUGGGGCUCGAGUGGAGAUGCGACCAACAGAUGAGACUUCUCUCAUUGCGAUGGAGUAUGGGAAGACUGUGGAGGAUUUGAAUGUAGUGAAUGUGAUUGGAGAGUCACCUGCACUGCUCGCUUAUUCACCAUCCUUCUCUACAAUGUACGUUCUUUCAUGGAGUUAA